UCCGCAAUCAAGCGACUCCUUUGGGAGCCUCAGUUCGCAAUCAAAGCGGCUCGUUUAAAACGAGCUGCAGUCCGACUUCAACCCUCUUUCGGUUAAGAUUUUAGAAGGAGUUCAAAUUCUUCCCGGUUUCAAUCUCCAACUUGGCGCCAACCGCCGCUAUAAAUCUCCAACCAAGUACAACAACGGAAUCGGCCAUAUUUCCAGCCUCACGAGUCAUCAAGUGCCAUAUUUCAGCAUCGGCAGAUCAACGCGGGAGCCAUGGGGAUGCAGAAACGCAAUAGUAGACAAGUUCUCCCGAGGCCUUGCCAGAUCAACGCUGGAGCCAUGGGGAAAAAAGGCUGUAGAUAUGAUAGGCUCAGCGCAUUGCCUGAUGACAUUCUAGUCAACAUUCUUGACCGACUCAAUGUCCGUGAAGCUGCAAGAACCAGCAUCCUUUCUAAACGGUGGAUUCGUCUCUCCUCCGAGCUCUCUCAUCUUAUAAUAAAUGCUAAGGAGUUUGUGCCGGAGGGUGUGUCAAACUCCAAUGCAUCUGUUGAUUACUUGGUUCAGAUGAAUGCAGCUGCUGUCGAAGGGGCAAAGGGCAUGCUGGCACGCAGAGUUCUAGGGGAAUACACCAUCCGCCUCCUGUCGACGACGUUCUACUUGAGAGAUGUUGUCCCCAUAUCCAUCGGACAUGCCGUUGGCAAUGCUAUGGCGACACACAAGAUUGAGAAAGCAGAAUUCACUGUUUUGACAGAGAAGAAACGCCUGCAGUGCACUUUUGAUGAUAUAGUGAACUAUGGGGCACAGUUCCUGUCAUUUUUUAAUGAGUGUCAGGUUGCAUUUUCUGGUCUGACACGGCUUUACCUGGAGAAUUUGAAAUUUGCUGAAUCUGACGUGGUCUCCAACAUCCUCGUCACUUGUAAGCAGUUAAAAUAUUUAGGUUUUCUCAAUUGCGCGACAGAGUAUUGGCUGACAUUCAAUGUUGAGCAUGCUCAACUCGGUGAGAUCAGUUUUGAGGAUUGCCGUUUUGGGAAAGUGGAACUCAAGUGGCUCCCAAGACUCACUCGAAUAAACUUUGCUUUUUGGAUGACUUACAAAUACCUGCCACUGUCAUUUGGUCAUGUCCCAUUGCUGGAGGCUGUGACCCUUGUAAAUCUUGCUCUUAGUUGGCAUGAAAUGGUCGAACUGAGCACUUUACUUUUUGAGACCUCUGUACGAGAGCUGCACUUGGGGUUUAGAUACGAAAAGAUUUGGCUUCAACCAGAGUGUCUAACCAGAAAGCUGGCGUAUGUGUUCCGCCCACUGAGGAUUGUCAAUCUACAUAGCAUUCCUGAAGGGUAUGAUCUCACAUGGACAAUAUUCAUUCUGGAAGCUGCACCAUUGCUGGAGGAGUUCUGCAUGAUGGUAAUGGAUCACCCAUGUGAAAUGAAAAUGGACGAGGAGGAGAGGAGACAAUGCUUGUAUAGUGAGAAGAAGGGCGUGGAGUGGAAAUCACCUACAUCAAAUUUCAAGCACCACCAUCUUACCAAGCUCAUCAUCUUCUGCUUUGAGUCCUACAUGGUGAGUUAUGUCAGGCGUGUGAUGAAAGCAGCUGUGAAUCUAACUAAUGUGUACCUGUAUGAUAGACUGGGAUGUCGGAUGUGCCGACACCUGAAACCUCUGAAACCGACUACGUUUCCGCCGUCGAAGAAGCAUAGGUGCUCGAUGAGGAACCUCCUGACCCAGGGCAUUCAGUCACGUGCCAGGAUUCAAUUUCUUAGCUGUGCUGAAAUUCGUGUUGAUCAUGCACGAAUGCUACUGAAUUAG
This is a messenger RNA of Lolium perenne, 1788 nucleotides long. RefSeq lists its product as uncharacterized. Gene Ontology annotation, molecular function: protein binding. NCBI's taxonomy places the organism in Eukaryota, Viridiplantae, Streptophyta, Magnoliopsida, Poales, Poaceae. The record is from RefSeq and is a predicted model, not a curated record.